Galeopterus variegatus (Sunda flying lemur) is the source of this 788-nucleotide messenger RNA. Its product is annotated as zinc finger B-box domain-containing protein 1-like. Gene Ontology annotation, cellular component: motile cilium. NCBI's taxonomy places the organism in Eukaryota, Metazoa, Chordata, Mammalia, Dermoptera, Cynocephalidae. The transcript is spliced from 4 exons. The annotation marks the transcript as partial. Gene Ontology annotation, biological process: cilium movement. The record is from RefSeq and is a predicted model, not a curated record.
GAGACAGCGAGUGGAUCCCAGACCGUAGCUUAAGUGCACAUGCUGAUAAUGCAAUUGCCUUGGGUGUUCUGCACAGUGCCCCAAAUCCAUCAUCGAGUAGAAUACAGCAAAAGAUGUGCCAGAUGUUACAGAGACCUUCAACAGCAAAUUUACCACUUUCCAACUGUGUGAAAAAAAGCUCCAGCGGCCUUUCAUCUUCUAAUCCUCAAUCCAGAAGUGCAGCUGCUGGACCAUUAUCCAGAGCUGCUUCUGAAAUUUCAGAAAUUGAAUAUAUUGACAUUACUGACCAGAAUGAGCCCUUCUUAGAUGACACUGCUGAUCAACAAACCUUAGACAGUUUGAAAAAAGAAUUAAAUAUGCUGAGAACUCUUGCAGAUCCUUCAGAAAAACUUUACAGCCUAACCUCAGAAGACUUAUCAGCUUUCAACAACUACUCGCUGCAUGUAACUCAGACUUCCACAGACUUCCUCAAGACUUCACAAGCAAGGGCUCUCUGUGGAGAUGACAAAUGGAGCACUUCUGGAAAAGAUACCGAGAUUCAGUCUCUGCUGUCACUUUCUGAGAGCAGUGCGGAUGAGGAGGAAGAAGAUUUUCUUGACAAGCAACAUGUCAUCACACUGCCAUGGUCAAAGAGCACUUAAUGAUCAUUUGUUCCUUACUUUUUCCACUUAAUACCCAAAGUAAAGCUAAUAGAAAAAGUAUCCAAGUGAUUACCUGUUGGUGUGCUGAAGAUUUUGAUUAUUAAUGUUUAUGACUUGUUCGCAAAGUAAUAAAAAUUAGUGAAAUUA